UAUAAUAAUGCCGUGUGAUAGAAGAUAAUUUAUGUAAAAGUUUCAAUAAACAAUAUUGACAGCGCGAGAAGAAGUGAGGAUUUGUUCCUUUGUUCUUCUCAUUUUCUUUAAACAUUCUCAAAUGUCUGACAACUCGGAUUCAGAAUAUGAUAGCGAGGAUGACGAAGACUACGUACCAGAGGAACCUUCUAGUGAAGAAGAAGCGGACGAUGGUGAUGGCUCUGCGAGCAACAAGAAACAAACAAAAAGCAAAAAGAAAAAGUCUGCGGGAAGGAAAAGAAAAGGCGGAAUUAAAUUAGAAGAUGAGGAAGUCUCUCCUGUUGAGGAAAGUGAAGAUGAUGAUGAAAUACUACCAACAAAGGACCGCUCUAGGGUUGAUGGUGAUUCGAAGAGAGUCGAUGAUCUCUGGGCUGCUUUCAAAGAAGAAACUUCCAGUGUUCGACAGGCUGGGACAUCCUCCAAACUAGAGACAAAAGGAGAACAGGUUAAAAAAGACGACACAAGUACCGAGAAAAUAGUUAAAGUAACUGAGAUCUUUGAUUUUGCUGGCGAGGAAGUAAGAGUUGAGAAAUCAGUUGAUGUAUCAUCUCCAAAAGUGACUACUGAUGAAGUUGGCAAUGUUGGUCAAAGUAGAAAAACACUCCUGCCGUCGAAACGACCUUGCGGUGGACUAAGUAGUGUGCUUGGAAAGAUUGGAAAGAAACCUAAAAUGAGCACUUUGGAAAAAUCAAAACUUGACUGGAAUUCUUUUAAAAAAGAUGAAGGAAUCGAGGAUGAAUUGAAAACUAUCAACAGAGAUGGAUACCUGGAGAAACAAGCGUUCCUCAGUAGAGUUGAUCACAAGCAGUUUGAACUGGAACGUGAUGUACGACAAGGAGUUAGAAAAAGAUAACUGAGAGUAGCAAUUGAUGUCACUAAAUACCUUUUAGAAAGUACCAUCAAUGUGGUUGAUGUGAUUACACAAUAACAGAGACUAGCAAUCGGCUCAAACCUGUAUAAUUGUUACAAUUCGACAUAUGUAUGUGUUAUAAAUUAUUCCAUGACAAAAA
This is a messenger RNA of Xenia sp. Carnegie-2017, 1049 nucleotides long. Its product is annotated as craniofacial development protein 1-like. Lineage: Eukaryota; Metazoa; Cnidaria; Anthozoa; Malacalcyonacea; Xeniidae. The record is from RefSeq and is a predicted model, not a curated record. The transcript is spliced from 7 exons. The coding region runs from base 122 to 892 and encodes 256 amino acids.